Polypterus senegalus (gray bichir) is the source of this 3529-nucleotide messenger RNA. RefSeq names its product gastrula zinc finger protein XlCGF26.1-like. Gene Ontology annotation, biological process: regulation of transcription by RNA polymerase II. The transcript has 3 exons. The coding region runs from base 135 to 1655 and encodes 506 amino acids. Gene Ontology annotation, molecular function: RNA polymerase II cis-regulatory region sequence-specific DNA binding; DNA-binding transcription factor activity, RNA polymerase II-specific. The record is from RefSeq and is a predicted model, not a curated record. Lineage: Eukaryota; Metazoa; Chordata; Cladistia; Polypteriformes; Polypteridae.
GCUACGGUGCCGCCAGACUUGAGAGUAGAGGACAGUACAACAACAACGAGUAGUGAUACGGACGGGUUUAGAAACAAUCGCCGAGAGACAGACAGACAGAGGAGAGAGAAGCUAUCAUUUACUGUAAUCUCUAGAUGGAUGUGAAAGAGAAGAUGUGUGAGGCUGACAUGAACAUCAUGAAGAUAGAGAUGUCAAAUAUUAAGGAGGAGCACUGUGAAUGGGAGCCUGCCCACCCUAAACAAGGUAAUCUCCACAUUAAGGAAGAGGACUGUAAACUGGAGUUGGUGGACAUUAAAGAAGAAGUUGAAGAGAAGUUUAUCAGCAUUGAGACACACAAACAUAAAAGUGUGGAGAGUGUCCAGGAAAACGACCUUCAUUAUAGGUGUCAAGAUGGAGCAGCGAUGGGGUUGGUAUCUCCUCAGAGCACACACUGCUCAUCUUCAGGGCUUUCUAACCAUGUGAAGUCUGAAUCAUUACAGUCUGACACAAGGAGGACCGAGGAGAUAUCAUCUGUUAGAACUCUGGAAGAUCAGCCACCAUCUACAAGUAAGUCUGGAGAGAGAGACGAACCUCACUGCUGUUCUGAAUGUGGCAAAGAAUUUUUUGAUGGGAAUAGUCUGAAGAAACAUUUAAGAGUUCACACAGGAGAGAAGCUGUAUUGUUGUUCAGAAUGUGGAAAACAAUUUGCAGAAAUCCGCAAUCUUCAAAGACACAUAAAUAUUCAUACUGGAGAGAAGCCAUAUUGUUGUUCUGAAUGUGGAAAACAAUUUGCAGAAAUCGCCACUCUCGAUACACACAAAAAAAUUCACAGGGGAGAGAAGCCCUAUUCUUGUAAUGAAUGUGGCAAACAAUUCACAGUAAUCAGCAUUCUUCUUAGACACAGAAGAAUUCACACAGGAGAGAAGCCCUAUUGUUGUAAUGAGUGUGGCAGACAAUUUGGUGCUAAGAGUACACUUCAGAGACACAGUAGAAUCCACACUGGAGAGAAGCCGCUUUUCUGCUCUGAUUGUGGCAAGCAGUUCUUUGACAGAAUGAUUCUUCAGAGCCAUGCAAAAGUUCACACAGGAGAAAAACCGUUUUGCUGUUCUGAAUGUGGCAAAGAAUAUUUUUAUGGGAAUAGUCUGAAGAAACAUUUAACAGUUCACACAAGAAAGAAGCUGUAUUGUUGUUCAGAAUGUGGAAAACAAUUCACAAAAAUCAGCAAUUUUCAUACACACAUAAAAACUCACACUGGAGAGAAACCAUAUAGUUGUCCAGAAUGUGGAAAACAAUUCACAGUAAUCAGCAGUCUUCAUAGACACAGAAUAAUUCACACGGGAGAGAAGCCGUAUUGUUGUAAUGUGUGUGGCAAACAAUUUGGUCUCAAGAGUACACUUCAGAGACACAGUAGAAUCCACACUGGAGAGAAGCCACUUUUCUGCUCUGAUUGUGGCAAGCAGUUCUUUGACAGAAUGAAUCUUCAGAGCCAUGCAAAAGUUCACACAGGAGAAAAACCGUUCUGCUGUUAUGAAUGUGGCAAAGAAUUUUUUGACAGGAAUAGCCUGCGGCUACAUUUAACAGUACACACAGGGGAGAGUCUGUAUUGCUGUUCUCUGUGUGGCAAACAGUUUUUGCAUAUGUCUAACCUUAAGAGACACACCAGAGUUCACCUUUAGAGAAAUAGUGGCUUAUGGUGAAGAUACUAUGAAAACGUCAAAUGUGUUUGAGGGUGCUGAAAAGGACAAAGAUAUUCUACUAUAUCUGAUAUCUGACAGAAUGUGAGACAGCUGCCCAACGGUAUUCUGAAAAAUGAGUUCCAAGCCUGCUUCAAAAAAUGGAAAUGUUGUUUGUCAGUGUAUAGAUGCACAAAGAGAGUACUUUAAAGGCAACAGUAGCUACUAGUUUACAGUUCCACAUGUGUAUAUUUUUUAAAGGUGAAUUCCGGGAACUAAGUUGUCGCACCUCGCACAUCUGUUGAACACAGGUGAUUCUCAGAACUCGCCUUGUUGCAUGCUGUAAAAUCCUGGUGAGUGAACCAGCUUGCCAUUCCCAUCCUAUCUUACGGCUUUGGCCUCCCUGACUGACAACGUAAAAACAUGAGAACUUCUGCAUGCAUACCAGUCAAUAUACAAGAAUCGAGGCAUCCCUAGAAUGUACAUUUCUAGAUCUGAAGGAGACAUGGGACUCAUCGAAAUGGAUGACUUAUGCAGGGCUACAAUCAUUGGACUUCAGACAUUCCUUCUCUACUCAAUAUACCUGCACAUUCAGAAGGUACUUUAACAUAAAUCAAACCAACCCAAACCAACAUCAGUUUUAAGGCUUGACCAAACAUUCAGAAGAAACAAAGGCUUGACAGAGACUCCCCCAAUUUGGCUGGAUAUCGGAAACAAGAAUAGAAAAGGACCGAGCAGCAGAAGAAGAAGAGUACUUGGAAAGACCACAAAUAUAACAGAAAAUGUCAGAUGUCCUGCUCCAGCCCCAUGUUUGGCCAGAAAUAGGACCUGAAAUUCAGUGUGGAAUUGCUUCGAUUUCACACAGAGUUAGUAAUUCCCACUAAAUCUUAUUUUUAAUGCUCCUUUUUUCCCCCAUGUUUAUUUGGUAAGCACUCUUUCUUACAUCUUGCAAGAAUAGGAAGCAUUUUUUAAUCAUUAUAUUUUAAUAAUGUCAAGUUUGUUACUUAGAUAUUUAUUUUUUAAUGUUUACAUUGUGUUAAGGUCAUACAGUCCUCUCCACCAGUAUUGGAAAACCAAGGCCAGUAAUGCAUUUGUCUUUGCUGUGCGACAUCAAAUGACGACGACGAGAAGAGACAUGAGUGUCAGCUUUCAUUCCCAGGUAUUUCCAUCUCGAUAUGUUAAACCACAUAGAACUGAGCACCUUUUGUAUCAAACCAUCCAGUUUUUCAAGUGAGCACAAGUAUUGGAACAGAAUGUUUUCAACUAAAUGAAGGUCAGAAGUACUUCAUAUUUGGUUGCAUAUCUCUUGCUUGGAAUAACAGCAUCGAGUUUACAACUCCACAGACUGCACCAUAUUUCUUGUUUCUUCACUGGUGAUGCCUUUCCAGGUUUUUACCACAGUAAUUUUUAGUUGUUGUCUCUUUUGAGGGGUUUCUUCCUUCACUCUUCUAUUCAGGAGGUGAAAUGGCUUGUUCAGUUGUGUUAAGAUCUGCUGAUUGACUUGGCCAGCCCAAAACCUUCCAUUUUUCCCCCUUGAUGAAGUCCUUUGUUGCGGUGGCAAUGUGUCUAACUGCAUAAUAAAGUUCCUCCAGAUUAGUUUGGGUGUAGUUCUCUGUAAAUCGACAGAUGAUGUGUUUCUGUAGGCUGCCGAGUUCUUUCUGCUAUGACUAUCAUGAGUUACAUCAGGGGUUUCCAACUCUGGUCCGAGAAGACCACCAUGGCUGCAGGUUUUCAUUCUAACCCCUUUUCUUAAUUAGUGACCUGUUUUGCCACUUGUUAAUUUCUUUUGAAAUCAUUUCAAUUGACUUGUUUGUUUAAGAUUUGCGCCCCUGAAUUUCUUUAUUGUUCCUCUGAGGAGUUUCAUUUCUUUCCUUAAA